Hemicordylus capensis (graceful crag lizard) is the source of this 3389-nucleotide messenger RNA. It is a transcript of the gene GOLGA5, whose product is annotated as golgin A5. The record is from RefSeq and is a predicted model, not a curated record. Gene Ontology annotation, biological process: Golgi organization; retrograde transport, vesicle recycling within Golgi. The transcript is spliced from 14 exons. The coding region runs from base 390 to 2597 and encodes 735 amino acids. Gene Ontology annotation, cellular component: Golgi cisterna; Golgi membrane. Lineage: Eukaryota; Metazoa; Chordata; Lepidosauria; Squamata; Cordylidae.
CCGGUGUUGGUCUGCGCCAGCGCCUUGCAGAGGGUAGGACCCCGGUUCCGCUGGGUCCUUGCGCCCACUGAUUAGUAGCCACGUCUCCCGGAAGAUGGAUCCUGGACGCGCUGUUUAGACAGUGGCUUGGCGGCGGCUGCCGCUGCUUUCGGCAAUUCACCUGUUUCCUCCUCUUCUUAUCAUGUUUGGCCUGACCUAGGCUUCGAGCUCCGGAGAUUGGGGCAGGGGCAGGACAAGGAGAGGCUUAGGGAAUUUCCCCCGCCUUUUCACAUAGCCUUCCUGUAUACCAGAAAACUCACCCACACAAUGUUAAUCGUUCAGCAUGACAAGCAAAGUGUUGCCAAGGGUGAACACUUGAUUUUUUAAUUCCAUAUUGUCUGACUUCCACAAUGUCGUGGUUUUCUGAGCUUGCUGGAAAGGCAGAGGACCUUCUCAACCGAGUAGACCAAGGAGCUGCAACUGCUUUAAGCAAGAAAGAGAAUGCAGGAAAUGUAACCUAUAGCAAUAGCCACUUAGAUGCUGUCAGUGAGUUCCCCACGCUGCACCAGCAGACCAGAGAGCAGCAAUAUCAGGUGUCCUCUAAAUCAAGUUUCAUCUCUUCGGCAGCAGAUAACAUUAAACAUCAGAAGGCCACAAUCCUAGCCGGAACUGCAAAUGUUAAAGCUGCAUCCAGGACAUCCAUGGAAAUGUCCUCUUCUGCGGAAGCGGUUUCCACAUCCAGGCCAUCUUCCCAGUUUGUGAGAAGGAAAAAGUCGGAACCCAAUGACGAACUCCUGUUUGACUUUCUCAAUAGCUCUGAGAAGGAACCGAAUGGAAGAAUGGACCUUAAGAGGGAGAAAAGCCGAGCAGCCGUGGCGCAAAAUCACUCUCGGACUUCAAGCAUUAGCUCAGUGUCAGCGAGUUCGCAAAGUGUCAAAACUGGGGAAGAUGUUUCCAUUCGGACUCAGGACAACGAUACUCCAGAUAGUUCCAGUUCUGGACUAGAGACUGAUGUGGAUGCUAAAAAAGAUUCUCCAGAGAGUGCAGAAGCUAACCCCAGCCUCACGCCUAAUGACAGCAAAUCGCAUGAGUUGUCUAACCUUCGCCUUGAGAAUCAGCUCUUGCGGAAUGAAGUGCAGUCCUUAAAUCAAGAAAUGGCGUCAUUGAUUCAGCGAGCCAAAGAAACCCAAACAGAAUUAAGCAAUGCCCGGGCGAGGGUUGAAAAGUGGAAUGCUGAUAACUCAAACAACGACAGGCUUGUUCGAGAACUCCAGGCUCAAGUGGAUGAUCUGACAGAGGCUGCCGCUGCCAAGGAUUCCCAGUUGGCUGUCCUGAAGGUGCGAUUACAGGAAGCCGAUCAGCUUCUGAACUCACGGACUGAAGCGUUGGAAAGCCUGCAGAAUGAAAAAACACGAAUAAUACAGGAUAACAGUGAAGGGAACAGCCUCCACAAUCAAGCCCUCCAGACUCUUCAGGAGAGGUUACAUGAUGCAGAGUCUGCACUCAGACGGGAGCAAGAAGGCUACAAGCAGAUGCAGAACGAGUUUGCAGCUCGCCUUGGUAAAAUGGAAGCCGAACGUCAGAACUUGGCAGAGGCAGUUACCACAGCAGAGAGAAAGUACGUGGAGGAGAAACGGAAAGCAGAUGAGUCGCAGCAGCAAGUCAAAGUAGCCAAAACCAACUUGGAGACGGCUAAGCAAGAACUGGUCGACUACAAACAAAAAGCUACACGCAUCCUCCAGUCUAAGGAAAAGCUGAUCAACAGCCUGAAAGAAGGCUCUGGCAUCGAAGGCCUAGAUAGCCAAACAGCAAGCCUCAUGGAGUUGGAGGAACUGAGGCACGAGCGGGACAUGCAGAAGGAGGAAAUGCAGAAGCUGUGGGGGCAGAUACAGCAGCUGAGGGCAGAACUGCAGGAUAUGGAAGCACAGCAAAUAAAUGAAGCAGAGUCUACUAGAGAACAAAUUCAAGACUUGCAAGACCAAAUUGCAACACACAAAACUGCCAAACAAGAAGUGGAGGCUGAACUAGAGAGGCAGAAACAGGAACUUCGUUAUACUGAAGAAGAAUUGUACCGGACAAAGAAUACUUUGCAAAGCCGAAUAUCUGACAGAGAAGAGGAAAUUCAGAAACUGAGAAACCAGCUAACAAACAAAACACUAAGCAGCAGUAGUCAAUUAGAGCUGGAAAAUCGACUACAUCAGCUGACGGAGACACUAAUUCAGAAGCAGACCAUGUUGGAGAGUCUUAGCACAGAAAAGAACUCCUUGGUGUACCAGCUGGAGCGAUUGGAGCAGCAGCUGAAGACUGUUCAAGGCCCUUCAACAAAUGGUCCCUCCAUUAAUAUGGCAGGAAUUGACACUGGUGAAGGUGCUCGCAUGCGAAACGUUCCUGUCCUAUUUGGCGAUAUCGAUGUUAAUGUUGCAGGAAUGUAUGGCAGAGUCCGCAAAGCUGCCAGCAGUAUAGACCAGUUUAGCAUUCGACUUGGAAUUUUUCUACGGCGGUAUCCCAUCGCAAGGGUAUUUGUAAUCAUUUAUAUGGCAUUGCUUCACCUCUGGGUCAUGAUCGUUCUACUUACCUACACCCCAGAAAUGCAUCAUGAUAAUCCAAACGGGAAAUAAAACACAAUUCUGGAACAGAGCGUACUUUAACAGUUACUAGUCUUUACUAACAGUAUAUUUAGAGCAGCUGAUACUGAUUCUUUGGAAGGGAGCGCUUUGGCCAGGAAAAAUAGAAGAAGUGCCACGCCUCUUCCUGCUUUGGCAAACGUAAAUUAUUUGGCAGGUGUUCCAAGUUUAGUACCUUUCACUUCUUCCAUUUAAAAAAAAAAGUUUCCCUGGGAAAAGGCUAUUUACGUGAACUAACGGCUGCCUCAGUUCUGUCUUUCCUCACUCUCUCUUCAUGGUAUACCCACAUCAAAACCUGUACACCUGCUUAGAACAACACUGUUUUUGAGAUUAUACAUGCAUAUGGUACAUACUGUAUUUUUGAUCCUCCCGGAAAUGGGCUAUAAUCAGGGACACAUUGUACUUAGAACCUUAAAUAAACUUUUAUUUCCCCCCCCUGUUCUUCUGCCUGUCCCUGCACCUUUUAACUCUGUAAAGAUCUAAAUUUAGCUUUUCUUUAAUGUGUUCAUACACUGCAGACUUGACAGCUGCUUGGAAGAAUUACCAUUUCUGUAAAUAGCUCUGAAGAGAAAUAAAAGUAUAUUAUGCAUUGCUUUUAAUUUUGGUCCUUCAACAUGCUAGAAAUGUAUUCUGUAGUAAAGCAGAAAAGUGCUUAUUUUUAAUGCUUAUUUUAAUAUGUAUAGGAGUUUUGUAUAUACAGAACUGUAAGACUUGAGUGCCUUUUAUUCUUUGCAUCUCUGACAUCAACCCAUUAGCUGCCUUAUUAAACCUUUUAUUUCCUCAGGA